CAUCUCCUGGACAGAGAAGUCAAGAUAGUUAUAAUUGUCAACCAGCCGUUCAGGACGGGAAGGGAAUGCCUCGGACGGUCAAAUACAAUGUCGAUGACAAACGGUCUUAUGGACGGCCUGGAAAUAAGUCUAUCCCUGUCAAACGAAAGCAUUGUAACACCGUGUGCCCCGAAGGUUGGGUGUACGGGAAGACAAAAUGUUUCCUGUUUGAGAACAACCUAAAGGACCUUCAAUGGACAACUGCUCGUGACACCUGCAACGCCCUGGAAGCAGUCACAUUGGGCAAUGGGAAGACAGCGGAACCCUCCCUGUUCGUCAUGGAGGGCAUAGAGGAGGUCCAUCUUCUGAAGCGUAACGUCAUCACUAAGUUUGCGUGGGUGAACUGCAUCCGCAUUGAUAAAACUUUUGAAUGUUACACGGACAGGGCAGGGACGACUACUGACUAUCGAAAUUGGGAAUAUGACCAACCUAAUUUACGCCAAGGAGAGAUAUACGCGAUGGUGUAUAUGUCCAAUGGUAAAAUGCACGACCAUUUUAACUACAGGGAUUCAACGGCCACAGUCUGCCAGGUCAACGUACAUUGAUAGGUUUAGUUUCAAUUGGUCCAAUACCAAUUCGUCUAAUUAUCAACUCGUAUACUAUCAUUUGGUAUACCAUCAGUUCGUCCACUACCUACGUGGUCUACGUGUCAUUUCG
Molecule: messenger RNA, 696 nt
Organism: Lytechinus variegatus (green sea urchin)
Lineage: Eukaryota; Metazoa; Echinodermata; Echinoidea; Temnopleuroida; Toxopneustidae
Product: low affinity immunoglobulin epsilon Fc receptor-like
Exons: 3
Coding region: 66-584 (172 amino acids)
Source: RefSeq, a predicted model, not a curated record